AGUUGAUCUCUUGCUUAUUUGGACUUCGGAGCUUGGAUACUUACUAGAAGUAUUUGACGGGAUGGCUUCAGCUUCACCAUACGGCAGAGGAAUCGUCGGUCUUUGGAAGAAAUGCUGGGAUCAGAUCCCUGGAGUGACGAUAACUACAAUAAUGGCAGCCGGUAGCUUAGUGGCAGGCGUGUAUGCUGUUUACAAACAUGAAAAAUCUGGCUGUUUUGACCCAAAAUACAAAACGGAUUUUGUCAUUUACAGAUCAGACGAUCCUAGAGCAAAAAGGCCUACCCGGGAAUUCUGAAUUUCUGAGAAUACAAAGAUAUCUAGUUGUUAAUUUUUAAAGCAAAAAAAGUAAUAAAUUACAGUUAAACUUUUGAUGUGUUAUUUUUAACAACCUGUUUAAAAUUUUUAUACUUCUUGGGAAACUGGGUGGUACUUAUAUUAAACUUAUUGCAUCUGUAGAAUAACAGAGAGAAAAGUUAAUCUGGCAGAUAAAAGAGAAUAAAUUAUUCCUAGUUUCCUGUUUAAUAAUGGGAAAUGCUAAUGAAAGAUCAAAAAAUAUAAUUUUUUGUUAUCUUUUGAAAGGAAAGGUUUGCCUUUUCUUGAAUGGUCAUGCGUUUCCGUCUGAAAUUCAGUUUUCUGACUUGAGCAGUGUCCCUUUUAAAAAGUUAAAUUUUGACAUUUACAUUUCUCUCCCCCUCCUCUCGAAUAAUUUGAAAAUUUAUACCGAAUCCGGCCUUAUUAUCCCCAAAGGCAAAAGAUGGUGAGAAUACUGGCGUUCUCUUGGUUUCUAAUAGGAACGAUGCAGUUUUUAACCACUCAGAAAUACACAACGGACGUUUCAAUAUCUUUAAUAUGCAGAAGGGAACGCAUGCUGAUCAUCGGGUUGGAAGGUCCUGAGUACAACAAUUAUACCAUUAGCGUUUACGACGACGUUCUGAUUCAAAAGAAAGAAUUUUCAGUUUUGCCCAAAAUAUACGCUAUAAAAAAAUUAAAGAGUGACAUUUUGUAUGAAAUACGACUGAAUUUUAAUUCAAACGACACCGAUAGAGAAAUUAUUUCUCACUUUUCUACUCUCUCUGAUGAUUACAAUUUGACGAGGGUGGUUUUUGCAAAUUUCACUCAAAUCCUGAGCAGAGGAUCGCUGUUGUCUUUGAUUUUAUCCUGGACACCGGGGCCCGAGCGAAUAUGCGAUUAUGACAUACUCAUAUGGGCCAAGGGAUACAUGCAAGACUUGGUGCAAAUUUCUCCAGAGUACCACGAGUUAUACAAUACUGAACUUCAGGAUCUUCGGUUUUCGACAAAUUACUCGGUCGCCAUUUACCCGUACACCGAAGGGCGCGAAGGUCCGAAGUAUUGGGUCAAUUUCACGACGCCUUCUUGCAACGAGAUCAACGAUUACAACUAUACGAUUUGCCAACCGGCCGAACCAGAAGGUCUAACCAUCAAAGAGAAAGAAUGCAACGUAACCGUAAACUGGUCUCGCCCUUUCGUAAAUCCAGACUCGUACGUCUUUGAAAUUGUACCUCAUAACGGAAGUUACGAACGUUUCCAUACUGAAAUUAACGGGAAUGAAAGCUUUUUUUCCUUCGAUGCCCACAACUACAGCGAUUUUUUCACCAUUUUCUUGAAAGCCGAAGCCAUUUCAGGACAAAGCCAGACUGUUUAUAAAGAGCAUAAAAAUCUAUGUUAUGAAUCAGAAGAAAGUAAUAAUUCAGCGAAUUUUAACAUGUUAUUGCUUUAUUAUACAAUACCUUCUGUGCUGGUCAUGGCAGUGACUUUCUCUUUGAUCUGUCUCGCAGUAGUUAAAGUGAAAAAAACUAUAGAUUUAAACACAACAGAAGAUGAUCCUAAAGUAAAAGAAAUGAAGCUUCCAAAUGAAUCAAAAUACUUACAAGUGGACGAUCUAGAGUAUGAAAUCCCAAAAGAAAACAUAACCCUUUUGGAAGUGAUUGGCGAAGGCGAAUUUGGCAUUGUUCAUAGGGCGAAAUACACUUAUGAGAAAGGCAAACAAAAAGACGUCGCUGUCAAAGUUCUAAAAGAACAUGCGACAUAUGAGGAUAAAAAACAGCUAGAGAAAGAGGUGGAAGUCAUGAAAAGGGUCGGAACUCAUGCGAACAUUGUUUCCCUUGUCGGCUACUGCAGCUCUAAUUUUCUUCUUGUCGUUGAAUACUGUAGCCAGGGGAAUUUGCAGAUUUUUCUUAGAAAUGUCUGGAAGACAAAGUUGCUUAUUAAAGAGUUAAACAAUUCAGGUGAGAUUCCAAAUGACACUGGCGUUUUUAAUUUUCUUUAUGGCAGAACAGAUUUAGAAAAGAAACAUUUAUCCUUGACGACAACAGACUUAAUAUCCUUUGCAAGGCAGAUCUCAAUCGGAAUGGAAUACCUAUCAAGGAAUAGAGUAAUUCACCGAGACCUGGCAGCAAGGAAUGUCCUCCUGACAUCAAACCUGACGGCGAAAAUAUCCGAUUUCGGCCUAAGCCGUGAUAUUUAUGAAGAGAACGUCUAUAAAAAGAAAACUGUCGCUAGACUACCUAUUAAAUGGAUGGCCAUAGAAUCAUUAGUACACCAUAUUUUUACUACACAGAGCGAUAUGGUCCUUUGGCGUUCUCCUGUGGGAAAUUAUGACUCUCGGUUGUUGCCCUUAUCCGACGCUCCUCUCAGGGAAUAUAUGCAAACUCUUGCUGCAGGGUUACAGGAUGGAACGGCCGCCAGCAUGCAGCGAGCAUCUCUAUGAUAUAAUGCUCUCGUGUUGGGACGCAGUGCCGCAAAGGAGGCCAACUUUUAGCACUCUGGUCGCACAAAUCGACUCGAUCCUUGAAGAUGAA
Molecule: messenger RNA, 2819 nt
Organism: Cimex lectularius (bed bug)
Lineage: Eukaryota; Metazoa; Arthropoda; Insecta; Hemiptera; Cimicidae
Product: tyrosine-protein kinase receptor torso-like
Exons: 18
Coding region: 755-2728 (657 amino acids)
Biological process (GO): cell surface receptor protein tyrosine kinase signaling pathway; positive regulation of kinase activity; multicellular organism development
Cellular component (GO): signaling receptor complex
Molecular function (GO): protein binding; transmembrane receptor protein tyrosine kinase activity; ATP binding
Source: RefSeq, a predicted model, not a curated record